Fraxinus pennsylvanica is the source of this 345-nucleotide messenger RNA. The record is from the annotation of a GenBank genome assembly. Lineage: Eukaryota; Viridiplantae; Streptophyta; Magnoliopsida; Lamiales; Oleaceae.
AUGCAGUCAAGCAGAGAGUCCCAAGAUUGGUUGAACUUCAUUAGCAACUAUAAGAAACCAAAGGGACAAGGUCUUGACAUGCUCGAGAUGACCUUGGCUGCACUUCAAGAUAUAACUCUCGAAAAGAUACUCGAUGACCAUGGAAGAAAAAAUCUAUGGUCCGAGUUCCCACAGAUAAUGCGGCGGGGUUUUACAUGUAUUCAAAGUAGUAUCUGUUUGUCGAGCAUGGGAAGGCCAAUCUCCUAUGAGAGAGCAGUGGCUUGGAAAGUUUUGAAUGAAGACGACUAUGCUCAUUGCAUCUGCUUUAUGUUCGUGAAUUGGUCUUUCGUCUGGUUGAAGGGUUAA